Messenger RNA from Lolium rigidum, 2017 nucleotides. Its product is annotated as calmodulin-interacting protein 111. Gene Ontology annotation, biological process: proteasome-mediated ubiquitin-dependent protein catabolic process. The transcript is spliced from 13 exons. Gene Ontology annotation, molecular function: proteasome-activating activity; ATP binding; ATP hydrolysis activity. The record is from RefSeq and is a predicted model, not a curated record. Gene Ontology annotation, cellular component: proteasome regulatory particle, base subcomplex. Lineage: Eukaryota; Viridiplantae; Streptophyta; Magnoliopsida; Poales; Poaceae. Bases 35 to 1807 code for a protein of 590 amino acids.
CACGGCCCAACCUUCCCCGCGGCAAAACCUCGCCAUGGCGAUGCUUCUCCGCCGCCGGAUCCCACUGGUUCGCCUCCUCCGGCCUCUGCAGACCGUCGCGGCGGCCUCCACCACCACCGCCCCCUCUCCCCAGCUGCCUCCUCUCCAAAAUCCUGUCACCGCCGCCGCCGCCUCGCCUUCUGUCGCACUAGGAUCACGCCUAGGGUUUCCCAGUGCUACACCGCGCGCGUCGGCUUCGAGCGCUGCCGCCUUUCUCGCUGCCGGCGCGGCCGCCGCGCUUGCGAUGCUGCCGACGGUGGCUUACGCCGAUGCCAACGAGGAGGGCGUGGUUGACGCUGCGGUGAGCACUGAUGCGGCACCGGUGGAGGAUUUGGCCCGCAAGGAGAGGAAGAGGAUAAUGGAGCUGAUUGAGACCCAAGGAAUGCUGCCCGGGUCGUACCCGAAGUUUGAUGUUGCAGUCAAGGGACAGAAGGUGGUCGUUAAAUUCAAUGUACCUUCCACUUGUAAUAUAUCACACCUCAUUGUAGAUCUCGUAACUCAUAUCGGACUUGAGGCAGAAUUUGCUGGUGGCUCAGAGAUGCUAUUGCGUGCUUGGGACAGUGCAGCUGCGCGCCAAAUAACGUUGAAUCCUCCGAAAACAACAGCAAGCACUGGAGAUAACAAUGAAGAUUCUCUUUGUGUUUUGAUAUUUGAGCCACUUGUCGGAUCUGAAUAUGCUGUUAGUUCCUGUGAAGUUGAAUUCAUCAAGCCUGGCAGUUUCAGUUUGAAAGAACUUGAAGGUUUGGUCAGUGCUUUAAAAUUAGCUGGGCAGAAAGAUGUUAAGACAUCAUCAGGGAAAGCAUCAACCAAAGGAAGUGGUCAGAGAUCUAAGUAUGCACCCUCUAUAGAAAAAAUUGUAUCUGAUUUAGAGGCUAUGGGUGUUAGGGUCUAUGGGUUUGAUGAAACCUCUAGUGUUCCAGUGGAUGGUACUGUCAUGUGGGAGAAUAUUGCUGGAUAUGAGCCUCAGAAAAGGGAGAUAGAGGAUACUGUACUCUUGGCUUUACAGAAUCCUGAAGUAUAUGAUGAUAUUGCUCGUGGUACACGUUGCAAAUUUGAGACAAAUCGACCUCGAGCUGUUCUGUUCGAAGGUCCACCUGGGACUGGUAAGACAUCUUCUGCUCGAGUUAUUGCCAAGCAAGCGGGGGUUCCACUGCUAUAUGUGCCAUUAGAAAUCAUCAUGUCCAAAUAUUAUGGUGAAAGUGAGCGCCUAUUGGGAUCUGUUUUUUCACUUGCGAACGAUCUUCCUGAUGGAGGUAUUAUUUUCUUAGAUGAGGUUGACUCUUUUGCUAUUGCUCGGGAUAGUGAAAUGCAUGAAGCUACACGAAGGAUAUUGUCAGUAAUUCUGCGACAGAUCGAUGGAUUCGAGCAGGAUAGACGUGUGGUUGUUAUUGCUGCAACAAAUAGAAAGGAAGACCUUGAUCCCGCCCUCAUCAGCCGUUUUGAUUCAAUAAUUUGUUUCGGCUUACCGGACCAACAAAGCCGUGCGGAAAUAGCAGCCCAAUAUGCAAAGCACCUGACGAAAUCUGAGUUAGUUCAGUUUUCCCUUGUCACUGAAGAGAUGGCAGGAAGAGAUAUCAGGGAUAUCUGCAUGCAAGCAGAAAGACAUUGGGCAUCGAAGUUUAUCAGGGGACAAAUUCCGAAAGACGAGAAGGGGGAUCCCCCUCUUCCUCCAGUUGACGAGUAUGUCGUAUGCGCCGAACAGCGAAGGAAGUCAUUGCCAGAUAGAACAAGACCAACAUUCAAAUCGAGUCCUCUGAAAUUAGCUUGAAGCUAUCUCUUUUAUAAGCUAGGGAUACUAUGUAGGACAUGUGAAUAGUUAAACUAGUUUUUCAUGUCGUGUUGUAGUUAUCUGAAUUCUGACAUCAGAAAAUGUGAUUCAGGGACGAAUAUCCUUUUUUAGAUGUGGAGAGAGACAUUCGAUAAAGGAGGUCUGCAUUUUUUUCCUGAACAAAUGUUUUUUUUUCAAGAACAUGCAUGA